Carya illinoinensis is the source of this 2790-nucleotide messenger RNA. RefSeq lists its product as uncharacterized. Gene Ontology annotation, molecular function: catalytic activity. The transcript is spliced from 5 exons. Bases 1 to 2790 code for a protein of 929 amino acids. The record is from RefSeq and is a predicted model, not a curated record. Lineage: Eukaryota; Viridiplantae; Streptophyta; Magnoliopsida; Fagales; Juglandaceae.
AUGAGCCAAAACCAGGGACUUGAGGUGGAGCCUCCACCAAGUCUAAUGAAUUGCAUGGGUUGGAAUUGCCGGGGGCUUGGGAACUCCCAGACAAUUCAUGAGCUUUACCUGUUGGUGAAAGCUAAGUCCCCAGAUUUGAUCUUUCUCAUUGAGAUCAAAUGUAGUAGAGACAGAAUGGAGUUCAUUCGAAAUAAGCUGGGUUUUGACAACUGCUUCACAGUGAACAGUAGAGGCAGAAGUGGUGGUUUGGCUUUCCUUUGGAGUUCUAACAUCGAGUUUAAUAUCUCAACAUACACCAGUUGGCACAUAUCAGCAACCAUCAAAUUGCCUAGUGACAAAGCUCCCUGGUUGAUAACAGGUUUCUAUGGCCACCCAAACACAACCAAGAGAAGUGAAACUUGGCUCCUGCUUAGGGAGUUUGUCCUUACAACAAAUGUCCCUUGGCUGUGUUUUGGUGAUUUCAACGAGAUAACCAUCAUUGAUGAAAAACAUGGGGUAGCACAUAGGCCCUACAGGAAUGGAGAGCAGUUCACAAAAGAAAGAUUAGAUAGGGCCUUAGGGAACACAGCAUGUUUAGACAAGUUCGAGUAUCAUUCAGUUCUUCAUUUGACAGCAGCCUCCUCAGAUCACAGACCCAUCAUGGUUCAGGUCAAGAUCAACCAAGGAACUCUUAAACGUGUGAGACCUUUCAGGUUUUGCCAAGAGGGCUUGAAGAUUUGGAGCAUGGAAAUGAGAAGAAGUCAAGGGGCACUCAUUAAGGAAAAACUGUCAAUUCUCAGCUCCCUCAAAGAAACUAAUGAGGGGCACCUUUACACAGAAAUAAAAAUACUUCAGAAGGAAGUGGACUUACUGUUAGAGACAGAAAAAUCCAAGUGGCAGGAAAGGGCCAAGCAAAACUGGUUGAGAGGUAGGGAUAGAAACACUUCUUUCUUCCAUAAGUGUGCCAGCCAAAGGAGAAAACAGAACCCCAUCUGCAACAUAAGGGAUAUAGCAGGAAAUGAGACCACUAAUCAGAAGGAGAUUAGCCAAAUUUUUCAGAUCAGCUUCUUUCAAGAGCUCUUCACCUCAUCAAGCCCAAAAGGCAUUGCUAAGUUGACAGGGACUAUGCCUAGAAAAAUCAACACAGAGAUGAGUACUACCCUUGCUAGACCCUUCACUACAGCUGAAGUCAAGAAAGCCUUGUUCAACAUGAAUCCCCUAGGCUCACCUGGACCAGAUGACUUCCCUACGUUGAAACUAGUGUUGCCAGCAAUAAUUUCUCCAACCCAGAUAGCCUUUGUCCCAGGUAGGCUGAUAACAGACAACAUAAUAGUGGCUUUCGAGUCACUACAUACAAUGAAGGCUAGAUUAAAGGGCAGGGAUGGCUUUAUGGCACUGAAGCUCGACAUGAGCAAAGCCUAUGAUAGAAUUGAGUGGCCCUUCCUUAAAUCAGUCUUGCAUCAAGUUGGUCUAGACCAGAAGUGGGUAAAUCUGAUCAUGAGGUGUGUAGAAUCAGUGUCUUACUCUUUCAUUUUCAAUGGUACUCCUCAAGACACAUUCUAUCCAACAAGAGGGCUGAGGCAAGGGGAUCCCCUAUCCCCCUACCUUUUCAUCCUGUGCUCAGAAGUGCUGAGUUGCAUGCUAAACAAAGCUGAGAGCUCGGGCCUUAUCACUGGACUACCAAUCAGAAGGAAAUCUCUUUCAAUUAACCACUUGUUUUUUGUAGAUAACAACCUCUUGUUUUGCAAAGCUAACCCUGUAGAAUGGAGUAGGCUCUACAACUUGCUGAAAGUCUAUGAACUUGCCUCCAGUCAGAGGCUCAACAAGGACAAAACUUCUAUAUAUUUCAGCAAAAACACCAAGGAGGAAGCCAAGGCAUUCAUUACCAGUAUAGCAGGGAUAAGGGGCACUUCCUCAUAUGAAAAGUACUUGGGCCUACCUGCCCUCAUAGGCAAGUCCCGAGCUCAAUCUUUCAAAGGAAUCCUGGACAAGCUAAAGAAAGCAAAGAGCCAAGGUGGCCUGGGCCUUAGGGAUUUUUCCAAUUUCAACCUAGCCCUUCUCGCCAAACAAGGUUGGAGAGUUGUAAACAACCCAGACUCCCUUGCUGCAAAGGUUCUUAAGGAAAAGUACUUUAGUAACAGCUCUUUCCUCUCCACAAAGUUAGGACAAAACUCUUCAUACCUCUGGCAGAGUUUCCUAGCAGCGAGAUCAUUACUUAAAGAGGGAUUGGUGUGGAGAAUAGGUGAUGGGGCCUUUACUGAAAUUUGGAAUGACAGGUGGCUUUUAAGAGAGUUGAUCUACAGAACUCCCAUUUCAGUCAGGUUCCUGCAGGCUGACACCAAAGUUUCUAAUCUCAUCAGUGGCUCUACUAACCAGUGGAAGAGAGACCUUAUUUAUGCCAUGUUCACAAAGGAAGAAGCUGAAUACAUCAUAGCCAUACCACUCAGUCCUUACCCCAAACCAGAUAAGAGGAUGUGGAAGUGCACCACUUCGGGUGAAUUCAGUGUCAAGAGUGCUUACCAUCUUCUUCCUGAGAUGGAUGAGCAACUGUGUGGUCAAUCUUCAACCCCAAGCCCUUCUAAGCCCCUUUGGACCAAAGUUUGGAAUCUAAAAGUCUCCAAUGCCACCAAAACCUUCCUCUGGAGGGCUUGCCUCAAUGGAAUCCCUACUCGAGACAAUCUGGUGAAGAGGAAAGCAGUGGAAGACCCUGCCUGCCCAGUUUGCAGUGUGCAACCAGAAACAGUGGAGCACAUCCUGUGGAGCUGCCCCUCAGCCAGGGACGUGUGGUCACUAAGCUCAAGGAAGUUGUAG